UAAUCUCCCACUUCUCUCUAAUCUCUCCAUUAUAAAAUCUACUCGAUAUACUUUUUUUUUUCUUGGUAAAGUAUCUCCUCCAUAUCCUCUCCUCAGCUUUAUUGCCUUAUUGAAUCCUCUCUCUCUCUGGCUCCCUCAGUAAAUGCAAAGCCGUUUAAAGCCGUCGUUCCCGCUGUUAGGCUUAGCCUUCAAAAGGUAGCUCGUCUCGAGGUAGACUCUAAUGAUACAUAUAUAUUAAAGAACACCAAACAAAGACUAAUCAGUAGUGGUUGACGGAAAUGCUUGAAACUGUGAAAUACCUAAUCGGCGCUGCUGGAGCAAGUGGUUACGGCUCCAAGUCCACUGCAGAUGAAGUCACGGAACGCUGCGGGGAUCUCAGCUCUAUAACCGCCAUAAUUACUGGUGCGACGUCGGGGAUCGGCGCGGAGACGGCGCGAGUGCUGGCGAAGAGAGGGGCGGGGCUUGUUUUGCCAGCUCGAAACCUCAAGGCCGCGGAGGAAGCCAAGGCGCGUAUUGUGUCUGAGUUUCCAAACUCGAAGAUCGUAAUCAUGGCGCUCGAUUUGAGCUCACUGAGUUCAGUUCGUAACUUCGUUAAGGAGUUCGAGUCCCUCGAUUUGCCUCUCAAUCUUCUCAUAAACAACGCAGGGAAGUUUGCGCACGAGCACGCCAUAUCUGAGGACGGGAUAGAGAUGACUUUUGCGACGAACUAUCUAGGUCAUUUUCUGUUAACGAAGCUGUUGCUUAAUAGGAUGAUCGAAACGGCAAGAGAGAGUGGCGUUCAGGGCCGAAUAGUGAACGUUUCGUCCAGCAUCCACGGCUGGUUUUCCGGCGAUAUGAUCCGAUAUCUCGCCCAGAUUUCCCGAAACAAAUGUCAGUACGAUCCGACACGUGCGUAUGCUCUGUCGAAGCUCGCUAAUGUUCUGCACACCAAGGAGCUUGAUCGGAGACUCGAGGAAAUGGAGGCAAAUGUGACGGUAAAUUGUGUUCAUCCUGGAAUUGUUAGAACCAGACUCACCAGAGAACGUGAAGGCCUAGUCACAGACAUGGGGUUUCUCUUGGCAUCCAAGCUUCUAAAGACAAUCCCUCAGGCUGCUGCAACAACAUGUUACGUGGCUACGCAGCCGAGGCUAAGGAAUGUGUCCGGGAAGUACUUCGCGGAUUGCAACGAAGCUUGGACGUCCAAAAUGGGUUCCAACUCAACCGAAGCAGCUCGGUUAUGGUCUGCCUCAGAUGUCAUGACUUCUACCACUACCAGACCCAAAAAAAUCCAAUUCAACUUUUGAAUCCCACAUAUAAUUUAGUUUUAUUAGGUACGUAUAUAUAUACUUAUUUAUAUACAUAGAUCACGUUAAAAUACCUCUGUAGUGAUUAGAAGAUAAUUAAUAUUAUAUGUUGUUCUUAGCGGUAUGUGACAGAAAUCCGGGUUAUAACAAGGUUUUGGUUAUAGUGCAUUUUUAGAUAAACAAUUAAACAAUGAUUAUGUAUUAAGUCGAUCGAGUAUGUUUUUUUUUAUAUAUAAAUCUCCAAUACUUCUUCGUCAA
Tripterygium wilfordii is the source of this 1541-nucleotide messenger RNA. RefSeq names its product short-chain dehydrogenase TIC 32 A, chloroplastic-like. The coding region runs from base 279 to 1283 and encodes 334 amino acids. Lineage: Eukaryota; Viridiplantae; Streptophyta; Magnoliopsida; Celastrales; Celastraceae. The transcript is spliced from 6 exons. The record is from RefSeq and is a predicted model, not a curated record.